Messenger RNA from Castor canadensis (American beaver), 954 nucleotides. Its product is annotated as olfactory receptor 226-like. Gene Ontology annotation, cellular component: membrane. Gene Ontology annotation, biological process: G protein-coupled receptor signaling pathway. Gene Ontology annotation, molecular function: G protein-coupled receptor activity; olfactory receptor activity. The record is from RefSeq and is a predicted model, not a curated record. Lineage: Eukaryota; Metazoa; Chordata; Mammalia; Rodentia; Castoridae.
AUGUCUGUCAAGGGCAACCUCUCAGAGGUGACCGAGUUCAUCUUGGUGGGCUUUCCGGGUUCCUUGGGGCUCCACCUGUGCCUGCUGAUGCUGUUCCUGCUGUCCUACAUGAUGACUGUCACAGAGAACCUGGUCAUCAUUGCGGUGAUACGCUGCAGCCCUGUACUGCACAAGCCCAUGUACAUCUUCCUCAGCAAUCUGUCCUUCCUGGAGGUGUGGUACAUCUCUGUCACUGUGCCCAAGAUGCUGCUCAGCCUGGCUGUGCCCCAGUUCCGGCACAUCUCCUUCUCUGGUUGCAUGGUGCAGCUAUACUUCUUCUUGGCGCUGGCCUGCACCGAGUGUGCGCUCCUGGGCGUCAUGGCCUAUGACCGCUACAUGGCUGUCUGCAACCCCCUGCGCUACCCGGCUGUCAUGAGCCCUGGGCUCUGCAGCCUCCUGGCUGCUGGCUCCUGGCUCUCCGGCUUCACCAUCUCCCUGGGGAAGGUCUUCUUCAUCUCCCGCUUGGGUUACUGCGGCCCCAAUGUCAUGAACCACUUCUUUUGUGAUGUGUCCCCAUUGCUGAACCUUGCCUGCAGCGACAUGUCGGUGGCAGAGCUUGUGGAUUUCCUCCUUGCAUUGGUCAUUCUGCUUGGGCCACUGCUGGUUACCAUCUUCUCCUACAUGGCCAUCCUAAGCGCUGUGCUGCGUAUCCCUUCUGCUGAUGGCCAGCAGAAGGCCUUCUCCACCUGUGCCUCUCACCUGGCAGUGGUGGUCAUUUUCUACUCAGCCUCCCUCUUCAUCUAUGCCCGGCCACGUGCCAUCUACUCCUUCAACUAUAACAAGCUGGUGUCAGUGGUCUACACUGUGCUCACGCCCCUUCUCAACCCAGUCAUCUACUGCCUGCGGAACCAGGAAUUCAAGCAGGCAUUGCACAAGGUGUUGCAGAGGGUGGCUCAGGCCCUGGGGGCCUCUUAG